Messenger RNA from Ceraceosorus bombacis, 4728 nucleotides. The record is from the annotation of a GenBank genome assembly. Lineage: Eukaryota; Fungi; Basidiomycota; Exobasidiomycetes; Ceraceosorales; Ceraceosoraceae.
AUGGCGUCCGCGAGCGCAGCUCCCGCGCGUCCAUUGAGACACAAGACAAGCACUUUGAGACCUGGAGCAGGACAUGGCAUGGGGACAGGCAGUGGUAGCGGAGCAGGGCUUUGGCUUUCAGGUAGUGCAGAAGCGGCCGAUGACGCCAAGAUGGAGGCUACUGCACAACAGCAAGCCAAGGAGGAGCCGCGAGAGCCUCCCACUUCAGCAACACUAUCUAAGCGCUCAAGCGCACAGCGCACGUACCACAUUGCGGCGGAGGAACUCAUUGCCCGAAGCCCCACUGCUUCAGGCGAUGCUGGUUUGCAGCGUUGGAAUGCUCUCGAGGCGCAAAGGAGCGCUCAAGUGUCCACUGACGAAGAAGUAGAUCUCAAUCUGAGCUUCGACUUUACCAGCCAGCUCGAGGGCCAGACGCGCUCGCCCGUCGAGAAGCUGAAGAAGAGAGUCGCUUCUACAGUGGAGCGCAUGUCGGCAACUCUGGAUGACCAACAAGAUGGAGUAUCGAUGCAAGUCGCGCCACCUUCCCCAAAUGCACCCUCUCCAGCGCGUGGCAUGUCCGAGGCCGCCAAGUGGGAGACGAGGCAGCGUAAGCGGCCUCCCGCACCUUUGUUCUUCUUGCGCAGCGGCAAGAGCAGUAAGGGAGCGCAUACGACUGGCGACCGGGCAGACGGGGUGGAGGUCAGUCACUUCAGCCCCAUAACCCCAGCUGCUAACGAAAUCGAGGCGCUGCCAAUCACACCUCUGAGCUCUACAAAACGAUCCGCCGACGCCCAGACAUCGAUCGACUCCCAACAGCGCUCGGCACCUUCGACGCCGCGCUCAGGCAGAUUUUCGUCCUCCUCGUCUCCUCGUCCGGAUCCCCCCGCCACCUUGCCCCCCACAGAGCCUCUCCCCGCUCUACCGACUGGUGCAGACAUCAGCGCUCUGGUCAAACAGCAACGUCUGCGCGCGCAACAAAAUCAAUGGCGCAAAGUUAGUGGAGGAUCAAUGCCAGGCACACCCACCACUGAGGAACCGCCUGCAUUGCCUGACCCGAUGACUCUUCCUCAGCCUUCACUUACGAAGGGCCAACAGAACGCCUCGCUCGAUCUUGCGCUCCCUCGACCGAGCCAUGAGUCUGUGGAAGUGCUUGCCAGUGCAGCGUCUGACCCUGCUUACGACUACAGAAAACACUUGAGCAGACAUCACCAGCACGCCGCUUCAAAGAGCUUGACGAGCAGCACCGCAGAGCGCAGCUCAAAAAGUGUGCGUCGACGCCAUCGAGCCCGCAACAGCGAGAGCAGUGUUGAGAGUUUUGCAACGGCAGCCACUGGCGUUUUCCCGGCUGUCACCACGGACGAGCCGGCGAACACUAACACCAACGACACGCUAAUGCCUCUACCGCGCGGAAAUGCGCUCGGCCUAGAUACAGGCAGCGCUGCUACGGCAUUGCAAAAUGGUCCUUCUCUCGAGGUGCAGACAAGAACUCUAGCCUAUCCCCCAUCCGAGGCCAAGACAAGUCCCGGAACGCCAUUCUCCGCUUUGUUCUCGGAGCCCGGCACGGCACGCACAGUUGGUGGAGGUAGCGAAUACACGCGCUCUACCGCGAGCGAAGUGGGCACACCAUCAGGCACGUUCUCCAAGCUCACGGCGGCCGUCAGCGGGAAGCGCAGAGGCUCCUUGGCCGAUGCGCUGCUCUCCUCUCCGCCCCCUCUCUCCGCCGCGGACAUGCUCCGUGGGCACAGUGCUCCGACUGGAAGCCUGUUCCGAGAUGUCAUCGAAGAAGAGCAUCUGGCACCGAAGGCCGAACGUGAGCGCACCACAAGUAUUCCUCGGAGCGAAACCCUCGAGUGGAUUAAUGCGCAGAAAGCGAUAAGCGUGGUGAGUCGUCCCGCUCCUUUGCAGACCCGCGCGAUACUUUCCGCUGACGCUUGCACCCGAACCGCAAUAUGAUGUCGUCAGGACGAUGCAGAAGACGGCGCUCUGGUCAAAGUCCCGCCGACCAGCGUUGCCACCCAUGAGCUGCGAUCAGGUGUAAAGCGACGCGUGAGCGAGGUCAAGGGCCCUUGGCCUCAGUCCCCCCUUCUUCUGGACGCCUCUAGCUCUGAGAAGCCUUCCCCCACCGUGAGCGUGUCCGGACAGACGGCACACAAGCGGCUGAGUCUUGGACCCAAGUUCGGCGCUGGCAUAGGGCUCGGUCUCAGUCAAGCUCCAUCCUCGGACGCCAUCGUGCCGCACGGACUUCAAGGCCCAGUCGCUGUACACAGGGCUGCCAUCUCGCCCGCACACGGCCUUCAAAUUCCCGGCGAUGCUGGGGCGAAGCUUUCGCCAAGCCUAGCGACCUCAGUCUUAGAAUCAAACGACCAGAGUCUCCGUCCCUCGCCAAGCAUGUCAUCUAGCGUAGAAGGAUUUGCUUGCAACGUCACGCCUCCUGCUCCCACUCACGCGCUGCCAGAUACAGAGCACACAGUGUCUUCACCUCCUGUAUUGGAUGCUGAUCGUACACCUCGAGCGCCUGCACGUGCACGCACAGCGACUGUCGCUGGUGAUGUCGAACGCAACUCCGCGUUGUCGCUCGUCCCAGAGACAGCCAACACGCAACCUUCGCGUUCAAGGAGCAAGGCACACUCCUCUGCUGCAUCCGGAUGGGGCGCGUUGGCCAACCUUCGCUGGGGCAACAAGUUCUUCAGCAUCGCUAGCAGCUCUGGUCUGACCUCGCACGAUACGGACACCCAGGCAACGAGCGAAAAGCGCUCUCCACCUAUGCGCUCCCUCACCUUGCUUGAGAAGCGUGACACUCGCGACAGAGACGGGGCCGCCGUUGCGGCUCACCGUCGUGCCAGCUACGGGCACAGGAGGUCGCAUUCACGCGAGGACCUUGCAGGCAUCUUUCCCCAUCUCGAGCGCUCUCAGCCUUCUGCCAGUGGUCGAGAAGCAGGUAUCGCAUCUGCUCCUGCUACGGCUAUUCUUCCUUCUACACCUAGGUUUUCGUCUCUGCUCGAAGAUGUUGAAGGUGUCGCUGCAAAGCCGGAAGCGGCUCAUGUUCAGAGCCGCGACAAUAAUCGCGUCAAGCGUAGAUCUCGUAUUCGCUACCUGUCCAAUGGGCACGAGAUACAUCUCGACAUGGGCGAACCCAACUCGCCGGCGCCCAGCCGAGAACAACCUCAACGACCUGGCUCCCUUCCUCUCGACGCCAUCAAAUCGCCUCGCGUGGCUGCAAGCCCUUCUGGAUGGACUCCUCGCCUGCAUUUCGGCCCGCUUUGGGGCAGCACAGCUGCUGCAAGUCGCGCUGAUCAGCGCGUCGGCCGUACUGAGGCUGAGAACUCGAGCAGGCCCGUAACUCCUGGAUCACCUUGGCUCGACUUUGCGGAAGGCGACGGCGGCCUGCAGGCCAGCCAAGAUCGCGCUGAAUAUCUCGCAGCUCAAGCCGAUCAAGAGCAGCAGUCGGCGCAGCCGUUGAUCGAGGAAGAAGGCAUCCGCCGCCGGGGUGCUGGGCACCAGUCGACACCCUCGCUGCCUCCCACGGCUACAAUCAUUCCAUUCGGUUGGGCCACUGGGGCCAGCAAGCGCUCGAGCGGCAGUGCGCGCGUGCUGUUGCAUGACAGCGGUGCUGCUGCUGGAACGGUCAUCAACGUCGAAGAUAGCCAGCGAAGGCCAGUGCAGACGGCGGGUGGGCCUCCAGGUCAUGGCCGCCCUAUGAGCAUUUUUGUGCCGAGCGCGGCAAUUCAAGAACACCUCAUGCGCAACGCUGCACUGCAAGUCAGCCGAAUGCGCCGCAGACGCUCGCACUUCCCCCUGCCUUUGGGGGGCCCACAUGCGAAGCUGGACCUGACUAGCGUGCCAUCCAAGACGCUCUUCUUUGCCGGCUUCUUGGGCAUGCCGUGGCUCUGGCUGAUCGGUGGCUGGUGGCUCUCUUCUGAAGGACGCAUUGCGACCAGAGCGCCAGCUAAAGUGGAGUUCUGGCAGCAUGAAGCCAGCAUGCGCGAGGCCGCGGAGCGUGACGCCGCUUCCAGGCUUGGUGGUGCGGUAUUCCCUUCUCAGGGUUCAGCUGAGCGUGGCGAAGGCACGCCUGCCUCAGACGCGGCCGGGGAGCAGGCUGGCGUAGCAACCUCGGGCAGUGGAGCGACAAUGAUCGAGCACCCAGCAGAUGUUUCGAAUGGUACUACGCACACCCUUCGAACGAUGCGCAGCCAUGCCACGGUACGAAGCAACGCAUCGUCUGCGUGGGCGGAUACUUCGUCGCGCGAGUCGCCCCAGUCGCACAGCAUCCCUCGAAGUAGCAGACGGUCGGUGUCCAGCAUCCUAGGCUCCAACCCAGAGAUCGCGCUGAUGCGGUCUCCUGUGCGAAGCGGCGAGGCGACGGCUGUUCCCCAACCUGAGACGGUGUUGGCGCUCGCGCCAGUGAGAGAGUCGCGCGAGAGGGCUUCUUCUCGGCCCCCCAGCGUGGAAGCCCUUCGAGCUGUGUUGGGGGAUCGGGACACGCGGGUGCAGGUGCACGAAGCUGCUCAACAGACAGCCUCCUCAGGUACUCCGCCAAACUCGACCAUGCCCCACAGCUCUAUCCCAAAUGGCCAGCCCAGAACUCACAAACGAAGCCGCAGCAUUGGAGAGCGCGUCAAUGCUGCUAUCGAUCACUGGGCUGGUCUUGAGCGCUUCGUGCUCCUCAACCGUAUCGCAGCCAUCGUCGCUACCCUCGUCGUCAUCUAUGGCUCCGCAGCAGCAGUCACUGUAAUCGUAGGAAGUUUUUGA